This is a messenger RNA of Suillus discolor, 849 nucleotides long. RefSeq lists its product as uncharacterized. NCBI's taxonomy places the organism in Eukaryota, Fungi, Basidiomycota, Agaricomycetes, Boletales, Suillaceae. Bases 1 to 849 code for a protein of 282 amino acids. The record is from RefSeq and is a predicted model, not a curated record. The transcript is spliced from 12 exons.
AUGACCUUCGUCUCGAAUGAUCCCAUUUGGUGGCCUUUCAUUGCUUCGUCUCGUACUUACAGCUAUGUUCAAGUUGCUGCCCUUGUUGCGGUUUUAUAUGAUUGGGUGCUGAUGUUUGGACAAGAGGUCGAACUGGUCUGGAGGAAACGCUGGUCCCUCAUGACUCUUAUCUAUCUCGGUGUGCGAUAUGCCGCAAUGCCAUAUAUUGUCUUCGGGAUACUGCGCAUCAUUGCGUACUUGGCAAUAAACUGGAUAUUUGUAGUCGUAAAUUCCAUGGCGGGUGUUAUCAUGAUCGUUCGGUUAUAUGCCAUGUAUCAGCGAUCGAGAAAGAUUCUUGUAUUUCUCAUUAUAAUCUUGCUGGCUAUCUCCAUCACCUGCGGAGUGUUUGCCGAGAGAGGGACUAGCCAAACUUCUGGGGAGGAGCUAAUACUUUCCGGCACCUAUAACUGCGGUUAUACAAUCACUGGGGAAAAUACUCAGAUUCCAUAUACCAUGGUACUGGCACUGUACACUGCAUGGCAAAUCUUUGCACUGUUUCUCACAGUCUGGAUCAUCGGAGGCUGGCUUGCGGUGUUGGUGCAACCUCAUGUAAUCUAUGCUGCUGUUUCUUGCUUGGUCCUUGGCUCUUUAUCUCCGAAGAUCUCAUCCUCAGCUUCCGAGGGCGCCCUGUUUUAUUAUUGUCUUGUGGAAAUUGCUACCAUUUUGCAGAUGUUUGUGUUGGGUCCACGCCUAGUUCUUGGCGUUCGAGAAUAUCACGCCAAACUGGUGGCCGAUUCCGAUGCAGGAACAAACAUAACUACAAUUGCUCUCCAACAGCGUGUACAUUUGUCAGCUGGCGGCAGUGUGUAG